Brassica napus (rape) is the source of this 3169-nucleotide messenger RNA. RefSeq lists its product as uncharacterized. The coding region runs from base 420 to 3026 and encodes 868 amino acids. NCBI's taxonomy places the organism in Eukaryota, Viridiplantae, Streptophyta, Magnoliopsida, Brassicales, Brassicaceae. The record is from RefSeq and is a predicted model, not a curated record. Gene Ontology annotation, cellular component: nucleus. Gene Ontology annotation, biological process: protein desumoylation. Gene Ontology annotation, molecular function: deSUMOylase activity. The transcript has 7 exons.
UAACAUACCCAAAAAAAAAAAAUAGAAAAAGUGAGUUAAAGUCCAUAAUACCCUAAUUUUAAAAGAAUUAAACCAAUUUUUAAAAUAAAAAUUCUCAGAAAAGGAAAAGUAACAAAUUAAAAAAAAAACUCACCAUCGUAAACAACGAUGAAAAAAAUCCCAGAAGAAACCCCUUCUCCUUCCCCCCCCCUUCCCCGACCUGAACCUUAAAUCUGUUGGUUUCUAAAUUUUCCAAUCUCUUCUCACCCUUCUCUUCUACUAAAUGCUUCGAUUCACAAGGGUAGUAAUCCUGUAAUCACAGAAAUCUGACGAACCCUAAAUCCCCUUUCUGAAAUUCUGGGUUCUGUUGAUUUCGUCACUCCUAGAAGCUCAUCUCCGCUUGAAUCACUUAUAUUCAUAUCUCCUGACAUCAAAGAGAGAUGAGUACAUCAGACUGUCCAAAAACAUAUCCAAAAAGGCUGUAUGAGGAGGGAAAAUGUCCAUUGCAACAUCGAAGCAUGAAUCAUAGCUGUCACUUGGCAAGUUUACAGAUGGUCGAGGAAUCAGUUGGCAUAGAUGCAUGGGAAUCCAUUAAAGAAUCAGCUGUUGGAGUUAUUCUGAGGUUCAAAGACCUCGAUUAUACCUGGUCUGCCCAAGCUGUUCACCAUUUACUUACAAACCAGCUAGUAGUCGAUAGUAUCCAUGAGGUGUGGUCUCUGAUAGAAGGACAGCCAAUUAGGUUUUCAUUACAUGAGUUUGGUGAAAUAACAGGUUUAAAUUGUGAGCCUUUCAACAUAGAUGAUAAGGUUGAGGUUGAUCAUAAGCCAUUUUGGGAAGAGAUGGGUGUGUCUGCUGCACAUGGUCCGAUGCUAUCUGAGUUGAGAUCAUUGCUCCCACGCAUUAAGAAUUGGCCGUUUGAGAAGAGAAGAAUGAUUGGCCUGCUAUGUGUCUUAUCUGUCGGAAUACUUGGAAUAUCUCCAGGUAGUAGAAUUCCUUUGGAAGCAGCAAAGAGAGUCUUAGACGCAGAAGCAUUUGAAAGAUAUCCUUGGGGGCGUGUCGGAUUUUCCAGCUUGGUUAAUUCAAUUAAAAUUGUUUCGUUUGGAGGAAAGAAAAAAUAUACACUUCGUGGAUGUGUACAUGCUCUUCUCAUCUGGCUGUAUGAGUCAAUACCUGGUAUUGGGCAUGAAUAUGGGAACCAUAUUGAGGGUAACCAAGUUCCUCUUCUCUCUUGGUCAGGAUCUCGUUGCCGUAUACAGUGGGGUCAGUUUUAUGAAAAAGAGAAAAAAGUUCACCAGAAGGUGCGUGUCAGACAUCUCGUUGUUAAGGCAGAAGCGGACAUAUAUCCUCAAUGGGAUGAUCACAAGGUUGAUGAUGAUCUUCAUAACAUGAUUUUAGACAUUCUACAUGAGCAGCUUGAUGAUAAGCAUUGGAGCUUGAAGGCAGCUAAUGAACCAGUAGCAAAUAAAAAGAAAAGGAAUUUUGUGAGUGAAGAAGAUGAUUGUAUGAAGAAAAAAAAUCCAGCGAAGAGGACAACCACACAGGCUAGUGGAUCCAGCCUUAACUCAGGUGGAGAUGAUGGAUUCAAGCAUGCCCUAAUGGAAGCAGUGAAGACAUUGACUGCAACGGUUCAAAAUAUGGACACAGUUGUUGCUGAGAAGGUGUUGACUGCAGUAGACACAAAGAUUGACACAAAAAUAAAUGCAAGAGUUGGACAAACCGAGCAGGUACUUGGCAAUCAAAUCUCAAUUUUACAAGAAGAGAUUGCUAAGAUUAGAGAGCAGAUGCAAACUACUGCUCCAAAAAAUGAUGCAGACGUUCAAAACCAAGAAGAUGAAGUCAACAGCAACGACCCGUCAUGGAUGGUCCAAGACAAGACACCAUAUGAUGCAGAUGCGGUAAUACAAUGUGUGGUUAGAAAGAAAGCCAACAAAUCCAAGGUCAAGCUAACGUCUCCUAUUCUACUUGACACUGAUGGUGUGAAGGUUGCUGGAAAAAAUCAAGUAAAAAAACCAGCUGGAUGCUUGAAAAAAGUUAAGAAGGAGAAGAAUGUAGUUCCACAACUUAGAGAUUCUACUGGAACAUGGUCUGAUUCAGAAGAGAAGAAAAAAUAUUGCACCCUAGAUGCCACGUUAGACCAGUUGGCGGCAUCAAUCUUGGAUGGACCUUUGCAAAAACGCAAGCCACAGCUGACAAAGACUCAAGUGUAUCCAUAUGUAGGUAAUUCAACUGUGAAGAGGAUCAUAUCAGGUGUCUCUGAAGCCCAUUAUGAUCCUUUAGCUAAAGUUGCUGAGACAAAAUUCAAGAAGCUAAUGGAUUAUCUGCGAAGUAUUGGUGAUAAAGAUGUAGAAACUCCCUUCUAUAUGAAGCUAAUAAAGCCAAGAAAUGUCUGGGAAACAGAUGAUUUUGGAUGGCUAACAGAUUCUCAUAUGGCAUCUGCAAUGCUUAUGUUUCAUAAAAGAUAUAUGAGGAAUCCGUCACCAUACUCUUCAGAUAGGAUAGCUUUUCUUGAGCACUGGUUUGUCAAGAUGUGGGUCAGAGACUACAAGAAAUAUGAUCCUCAGACGUGGGAGUUCUCAGAAACUUACAAGAAGGUCUUCAAUGGCAAUUACCCUUCUGAUUUUUCCAACAACAGAAAGUGGGUGAAGGAUGUGGAUCGAUUGUUUUUUUGCCACUUGAUAAAUGGUAACCACUGGGUCGCUUUAGAAGUGGAUUUUGAGAAGAAACUAAUCCAUGUCUACGACAGCAUACAGACAGUUGUCCCGAGCAACACGGAUCUUCAAGAAGAGUGUCGUCCUUUCACGAAGAUGAUUCCCUUAUUGCUGAAUGAAAUGGUUCCAGGAAGGAAGAAGAGUUCACAGCAGUUCAGGAUUUCAAGACUCAAAAGUGUGCCCAAGAAUGAAGACCCUGGUGAUUGUGGUGUUUACGCUCUAAAGUAUAUAGAGUGUAGGGCGAUUGGCUGUGGUUUUGAAGGACUUUCUGACCAGUGCAUUCCGGCAAUGCGUAUUAAGUUAGCUGCUGAGAUCUAUGAUGAGGUUCGUGGUCUGUAGUAUUUUCAUGUUUUAGUAUUUUCCUAGACUGCUAUGUGCUCAUUUCAUGUUUCGGAAUCAUUAUCUACUUGGUGACUACAAGUUGUGUAAUUUGAUUAUGAAUUUUAAGUUUAAAUCGUUGGUACCAAGCUGACUCACAUCUA